Messenger RNA from Galeopterus variegatus (Sunda flying lemur), 1260 nucleotides. RefSeq names its product tRNA selenocysteine 1 associated protein 1 (gene TRNAU1AP). The transcript has 8 exons. Gene Ontology annotation, biological process: selenocysteine incorporation. The record is from RefSeq and is a predicted model, not a curated record. Gene Ontology annotation, cellular component: nucleus. Bases 175 to 1062 code for a protein of 295 amino acids. Gene Ontology annotation, molecular function: tRNA binding. Lineage: Eukaryota; Metazoa; Chordata; Mammalia; Dermoptera; Cynocephalidae.
GGACUGGAGGGGUGGGGUUCCUAGGUCCAAAGAGGAGGCUCCCUAAAGAGGAACAAGUUUGAGUGAAGGGCUUGGGAGUUCGGACCACGCUGAUGAGGAAAACCUCUCCGUAUCCCGCCCCCCAGCAGCCUGUAGCGACCCCUGGACUGAGGGGGAGGGGCUCUGGAACCCGGAAUGGGGAGUCUGGGCGCGUGUCUGAGCCGCUCUGCUCCUGUUCUUACGCAGCUGGAACCCUACAUGGACGAGAACUUCAUCUCCAGAGCCUUUGCCACCAUGGGGGAGACCGUGAUGAGCGUCAAAAUUAUCCGAAACCGCCUCACUGGGAUCCCAGCUGGCUACUGUUUUGUAGAAUUUGCAGAUUUGGCCACAGCAGAGAAGUGUUUGCAUAAAAUUAAUGGGAAACCCCUUCCAGGAGCCACACCUGCAAAACGUUUUAAACUGAACUAUGCUACUUAUGGGAAACAACCUGAUAACAGCCCUGAGUAUUCCCUCUUUGUUGGGGACCUGACCCCAGACGUGGACGAUGGCAUGCUAUAUGAAUUCUUCGUCAAAGUCUACCCUUCCUGUCGGGGAGGAAAGGUGGUUUUGGACCAGACGGGCGUGUCUAAGGGUUAUGGUUUUGUGAAAUUCACAGAUGAAUUGGAACAGAAACGAGCCCUGACGGAGUGCCAGGGAGCAGUAGGACUGGGGUCUAAACCUGUGCGGCUGAGCGUGGCAAUCCCUAAAGCGAGCCGUGUGAAGCCAGUGGAAUAUAGUCAGAUGUACAGUUACAGCUACAACCAGUAUUACCAGCAGUACCAGAACUACUAUGCCCAGUGGGGCUAUGACCAGAACACAGGCAGCUACAGCUACAGUUACCCCCAGUAUGGCUAUACCCAAAGCACCAUGCAGACAUAUGAAGAAGUUGGAGAUGAUGCAUUGGAAGACCCCAUGCCGCAGCUGGAUGUGACUGAGGCCAACAAGGAGUUCAUGGAACAGAGUGAGGAGCUGUAUGAUGCGCUGAUGGACUGUCACUGGCAGCCCCUGGACACAGUGUCUUCAGAGAUUCCUGCCAUGAUGUAGCCAGGACAAAGGACAAGCCAGGAUGGACUACGUGAGGGAGAUGAGACUUUUUUUAAAAAACUGUGCAACGUUUUGGAAGUAUGACUUGUAAGGUUUUAAUAAUGACUGAGAUUGAACAUUUCUGCAACAUGCUGCCUUCAUUUGACAGUGAGCCACUUGUUUGAAAACCAAGGGACCAACUGUUGAACAAGGUUCAAA